CGUGGUGACCUCAACCACUCGGACAUCCGUGCCGUCUGCUGUUUAUCUAGAUGACCUGGACCAUCAACUAUACUUCUAGAAACAAAUUCUAUGCCUCUAGACUUUACUUAACGGUAAUAACCCCAUAUCACCUCCAACUUCGUGGCCACAACAACUAACAAUGAAAUUACAGCUCUACAAAUAAAGCUUUUGUUUAAAACAUCUGUAUUAACUAAAGCAAAGUAGAAAUUAAACAAUUUGGGAGUUAUUUGAUCGCUUAAUGUAUAUAAGAUUGGCAAAGUAAUAUAUUAUUAAAGAAUUUAUUAAUUUUUCAUGCCGUUGUGAACCAAAAUGGGGAAGUUAAAAGUUUUUUAUUGUUUGAUUCUUAUAAACACCUGUUAUGCGUUGUUUGGAUUCGAGCAAAACACACAUUCUCGUCCGUCAAUGAACUUCAACCUUUUCGGCAACAUGGCAUCACAAAAUAGGGCAUCAGCCAAAGUUGCUGCAAAGCCUGCGACACCCAAACCAUCUGGUAUCUUCUCACCAUUUAUAAACGCAUUAAGUCCACCAGGGAAUGCACCAAUACCAGUUAUUUCUAGUUUCUUUAAUACCCCAGCUCCAAGCACCAAAGAUAAUCCAUUCCCUAUAAUCUCAAGUAUUGUAUCACCAUUUGCUAAUGCGGCUUCUUCGAUCGCUUCAAGUUUUAUUCCGAAAGAAUCAGCUGAUUCAAAAUCACCGAAUUUGAGUUUUUCUGUGUCAGCUGAUUUUAAUCCUUCUCCUAAAAAGGAUAACCAAGUUGCACCUUCAAGUAACUCACCACCAGUAGCUCCGGCUGGUGGUACUCCAAAUGUUGGGAUAGAUCCGACUGCAAGUGGUAAUCCAAAUCCAAGUGCUUCUGCAAAUGUUGGAUCAAACACACCAAGUGCAGGACUAAGUUUUCCUGCUCCUGGGUCUAAUGCAGGACUUCAUGCUCCGAAUGCAGGACUUUCUCCUUCUGAUGGAGGAUUACCGUCUUUCCCUUCAAUCCCCAAUUUGUCACCAUCUGGCGGUAGUCCUAUUAACAUAAUACCAGUCAUUGGUAAUGGGUUGCCUAAGCUACCUGCUUUCGACCUACCAUCGCUUGGACUAGGUAAUGGCGGUAGUUCAGCGCCUGGUAGUACAACUCAGUCACCGAUAACGACAAAAUCUACAACAACCACAACUACACCAGCACCAACAACAACCACAACUACAACCACCACUACUCCGGCACCAACUACUACAAUAUCUACUACAGCGGCUACAACAACGGCGGCUACAACACCAGCAUCAACUGCCCCAGCGCCUAUAACUGCUGCGCCUACAACACCUGCAGCUACAACUCCAGCGGCAACAACUCCAGCGGCUACAACCCCGGCAGCCACAACUGCUGCGGCAACAACACCAGCUUCAACUACCCCAGCGGCCACAACACCAGCUGCCACAACACCAGCAGCUACCACUCCAGUCGCAACCACCCCAGCGGCUACAACCCCAGCAGCCACAACUGCUGCGGCAACAACCCCAGCGGCUACAACCGCUGCGCCUACGACACCAGCAGCUACCACUCCAGCGGCAACAACCCCAGCGGCUACAACCCCGGCAGCCACAACUGCUCCGGCAUCUACCCCAGUGGCUACAACUCCAGCCGCAACUAGCCCAGCGGCUACAACUCCAGCCGCAACUACCCCAGUGGCUACAACCCUGGCAGCCACAACUGCUGCGGCAACAACCCCAGCGCCUACUACCACUGCGCCUACAACACCAGCAGCUACCACUCCAGCGGCAACAACCCCAGCGGCUACAACCCCGGCAGCCACAACUGCUGCGGCAUCUACCCCAGUGGCUACAACUCCAGCCGCAACUAGCCCAGCGCCUACAACUCCAGCCGCAACUACCCCAGUGGCUACAACUCCAGCUGCAACUACCUCAGCGGCUACAACACCCGCUGCAACUACCAAAGCACCGACAACCGCUGCGUCUACAACACCUGCAGCUACAACAUCAGCUGCUACAACCCCAGUAGCCACAACCCCAGCGGCUACAACUCCAGCUGCAACUACCUCAGCGGCUACAACACCCGCUGCAACUACCCAAGCACCUACAACCGCUGCGCCUACAACACCUGCAGCUACAACACCAGCUGCUACAACCCCAGCAGCUACUACCCCAUCGGCUACACCUCCAUCCGCAACCACCGCAACAGCUUCAACACCAGCAUCUGCUGCUCCAGCGUCAGCUGGAGGUAGUUUAUCUCUACCCACACCGACAGGUGACAUCGGAAUGACUCCACCUGGUUUACCAAAACUGCCCGAAGGACUACCAACUCCAAAUGUUGGAAUGCCAGAUAUAGCCAAGUCUUUGCCCGGAUUAGGCAAUUUACCAGGAAUGGGUAAUAUAGCUCCACCUACAAUCCCAGGAUUAAAUGGAGGUUUACCAGCGAAUAUAGCUUCAUCACCAGAAAUUGGAAAGUCUCCUAAUUCAGAUACAGCAUCACCAGAAUCAAGUGGUUUCCCAGGAAUACCUGACUUGGCGCAAAUGGCCAAUGCUUUACCAGAAAUGGCGAAAGCUAUGCCAGAGGCAGCUGCCAACUUAGCAUCCCAAGCUUUAUCUGGAUUUGCUGAUAUUGGUAAAUCAAUAGCUGAUUCUUUACCUGUACCUAAGGCAGGAUCCAAUGAGCCGUUGAAAGCUGGUGUUAGCUUGCCAAUACCGCAUAUGCCCGGAUUGCCGGCUGUCAAAUUGUCCGGGCAAGCUGAUAUCAGAAUGCCAGAGCCGGGGACUUUCCCCGGGUCUGAUCUUCUGAAGUUAUUGACGAAUCCUGGUGGUGCCGCAAAACCCUCGUCAGAGUCUAAUGCACCAUCGGGAGCUGCACAGGUAUCACCACCAGGUCAAGCAUCUGGUAAUAUUGGAGCUUCUGGCUCUGGAGUUACCAACUCAGGAACCGGACCUGCUUCAGGGGGUUCACCUCUUGAUGUCGCAGCGAAUUUCAUUAAUGCGCCGGCCAAGAUAGCAGGUAAUUUUGAGGAUACUUUUUUUGCUUUGAAUACAAAGAUAGCGCUGGGAAUCGAAUAAUAAACAAAUACAAAUUGUAAAUCAGUGUCAAUGGGCACAUUGGCCAGGAGCCAAAUCCUAUAUGAGGUUUGAAGAUUUUCAUUGUACAUAUUUAACACAAAUCUACAUUUUUUAACACAACUUUUCCUCUAAGGUAUUUAUAUAUUUUUGCCGCGGGGAGUUUCGCAAACAUUCAAGUCACAUGCACAAGACACCCAGACGCAGGACAAGCAUUAAUGGAUCACACAAAUGCUUGUCCUACGAGGAUCGUGGCAACACACCGCGAAAAGUUUAAAUCUCAUUGGAAAUGUUUAUUUUUGC
This is a messenger RNA of Trichoplusia ni (cabbage looper), 3369 nucleotides long. Its product is annotated as mucin-2-like. NCBI's taxonomy places the organism in Eukaryota, Metazoa, Arthropoda, Insecta, Lepidoptera, Noctuidae. The transcript has 5 exons. Bases 331 to 3069 code for a protein of 912 amino acids. The record is from RefSeq and is a predicted model, not a curated record.